Molecule: messenger RNA, 3268 nt
Organism: Sander lucioperca (pikeperch)
Lineage: Eukaryota; Metazoa; Chordata; Actinopteri; Perciformes; Percidae
Product: zinc finger protein 501-like
Exons: 2
Coding region: 150-1334 (394 amino acids)
Biological process (GO): regulation of transcription by RNA polymerase II
Cellular component (GO): nucleus
Molecular function (GO): DNA-binding transcription factor activity, RNA polymerase II-specific; RNA polymerase II cis-regulatory region sequence-specific DNA binding
Source: RefSeq, a predicted model, not a curated record
UAGUCUGCCGGGAACGGACAGAGGAAGAAGAAGACGACUACCGUUCAUAUGUUACCGAGCUAAACACCGGAACAGUCAGCGGAGAGGAGCCGUUAGCCGGAGCCAAAUAACGGCAGAAAACCCCCGAGGAGUUAGUCUGCUACUCAGACAUGGACCGACACCGGAAACAGCUGGAGGUGGUUUUAAAACCGGAGACGAAGCUGCGAGGAGAAGCUUUACCUUCAGAUGUCCAGAAAGUGAUUGUUGGUGAAGAACAUCAGCAGGAGUGGAGCUCCAGUCUGGACCAGGAGGACACAAAGCACCCCAACAUUAAAGAGGAACAGGAGGAAGUCUGGAUCAGUCAGGAUGAAAAGCAGCUUCAAGGGCUGGAGGAGGCUGAUAUCACCAAGUUCACAUUCACUCCUGUCCCUGUGAAGAGUGAAGAUGAUGAAGAUAUACAUCAGUUCUCAAAGCUUAAUCAAAGACAAACUGAACAGAUGGAAACAGAAGCUGAUGGAGAUGACUGUGGAGGACCAGAACCAGCCAUGAACUCAGAUCCAGAUACACAUUUACAACCAGCUACUGAUGACGAGACUGGAGACUCUUCUGAACCUGAGAUUGAUACCAGUGCUGAAUGGAAAGAGACCGGAGAACCUCCGUCAGGUUUGAACUCUAUGAAUAAUGAUGAAGUCCUUGUCAGUGAUUCAAGAUGUACUACUGGUGAGAACGAGCAUGAGAAAAGAUCUCAAACCGGAAAGAGACCAUUUAGCUGCUCAGUCUGUAAGAAAGCUUUUAAACAGAGUGGACAUUUACAGAAACACAUGAGAACCCACACAGGAGAGAAGCCAUUUAGCUGCUCAGUCUGUCAGAAAGCUUUUACACUGAGCGAAUAUUUACAGGCACACAUGAGAAUCCACACAGGAGAAAAACAGUUUAGCUGCUCGGUCUGUAAGAAAGCUUUUACAGUGAGUGGAAAUUUACGGGCACACAUGAGAAUCCACACAGGAGAGAAACCAUUUAGCUGCCCAUUCUGUGAGAAGGCUUUUACAGAGAGUGGACAUUUACAGGCACACAUGAGAAUCCACACAGGAGAGAAACCAUUUAGCUGCUCCGUCUGUAAGAAAGCUUUUAGAGUGAGUGGAAGUUUACGGAUACACAUGAGGGUCCACACAGGAGAGAGACCAUUUAGCUGCUCCGUCUGUAUGAAAUCUUUUACAGUUAGUGGAAGUUUACAGAAACACAUGAGAACCCACGCAGGAGAGAGGCCAUUUAGUUGCUCACUCUGUAAGAAAGCUUUUACAGAGAGAGGACAUUUACAGCAACACAUGAGAACCCACCUAAGAGAAACCAUUUAGCUGUGUGAAGGGGAGUUCUAGUCUGGAAGGAGAGCAUAGAACCACAGUCAGGUUUAAACACUCUAAAAAUGAAUGAAAUUUCUAAAGGUUAUAUGAGAUGUAAUACUCUGUGGGUCUAUUUAAAAGUCUAAAAUCCAAUAAUUGGAAUUGUAGGCUUUUAACAUGUCUUAAGUAUGAGUUUGAUAGAUCUAAUAAAAAAUGUAUUGGACUAUGAAGUUAAUGUAACUGUUAAUAUCCAUGGAACUCCAAAGAUUACCUUGUCCGUUUUUGCAACUUCAACUGGACUUGUUGGCAAAUGAAACAAACAGCCAAUCCAUGCAACCCCAGCCCUCUCCAAAAUGGCAGCUCUUCUGCUGUCACAAAGAACAGCCACCCAACUCCGUCUCCCUUAAGUGCGAAGUGCUGUGACAACACCAUCCCUAUAAAAGCAACAACGGCUAUUAUUCUUGGCUCUAUCUCUACUCCAGAAGGAGAAGAAACAACUUCAUUGCAUCUCUUAGCAGGGGUCCAGGUCAUCCCUCAGCUAAAGCGUGGCCUACCGAAAGUAGCCCGACACAGAAACUCUACUCUAGCAGAUGAUGCGAGUGCCUGCUUAGAGUAAACCAGUUAGCAUCACCAACAUGGACAAAGUCUACCAGCUAACCUGAAAAAGGAUUGAGAUGCAGCAGAGCAGAGACUGCAUCAUUUGACCUCAGAACCACUGUUCUCCCAGCCUGGCUUUCCCACAAUGAUGGAACUGCCAGCUAACAGAGGAUUUCUUUCUGUGGUAAUGGAACCAACUGGACUAUCAGUAGCAUAGCAACCGCAGCUAAGCAAAGCUGUAAACUGUUUACCUUCUGUUAAUGUACAUGUAUUGAUUUGAUUUAAUGCCAUCCAGACAUAGUGUUUGUUUUAGUCAAGUUAUUGGGUAGCCAAACUGCUAAGUUGAUGUUAGUUUAGGCUUCACACCGACACUCUUGCACAUCCUCUUUCCUAACCUGGUACCUUAACUUACACAGAUUUGACUUUAAACAUCCAGACAUACACACUUUAAUAGUUAGCAAACCCCCCCCCGCCUUACAGCCUUUGAUUUGACUCGGAUAUAGAACACGCAGUGAAGGAGACAAGUCUUCUUUUAAAUGUUCUCUGUCCGGGCCAGGCCAUGUGGCCAUCUUUUAAUCACAUGCUCAGCUCCCCAUGCGGUCACAGCUCGGCCAUCUUGUAUUAAUCCGUACAACUAAAACCACACACACACACACACACAUCCUUUUCGUCCUUUAGCUUAGAUCUUUCCGUUGAGUUAGAUGUAGUUUUUUUUUUACUUUUGCUUUAUUAAUUUUGGGAAUACAUGCUCUGGAAAAUACAUGUUGUCUAUGUAACUUUGAACAAACAGGAAUUUUGCCUCCCUCUCCUGUGACAAGAACUCUGAAAUCUUUCGACUUUUGCUUGUUAUUGGUAUGUCAAUUUUGGUUGUAGUUAAUUAUUAAUUCCAAAUUAAUAGUUCAGUAUAUUUUAUGAGCCUUAGGUCACUUAAUUUACUUUUCUUGAUCUUUUCAAGUUGUUUGUGAACAGAAAAUUGCGUUGUCUGUAUCUCUUAGCGAGUGUGUGGAAAGCGGUCGCACAACAGCUGAAAUGUUGUGUUACGCACGGACGUAGUGUUUAAACUUCACGGAGACAACCAAAUAAAAUAUUGACUUCUUUUGAAAUAAGAUUUUCCAGUUUGUAAGUUUUAAAUUUGUUUUUAUAUAUAUAAAAAAAGCACAAAUGUUGAACAGGUGGUUGCCAAAAGGGGCAACCAGAGGCCACGAAACUAUUGCCAGUUGACUCAAUCUGGUUGCCUAGGGCAACCUUUACAGUCGAGCCCUGACAUUUAACUGCACUUUGCCAUUAAAUACCUGGUUGAUUUUAAUCCAGUAUGUCCAAAUCUUAAUUGUGAAUAAACCACUUCCUCUUUU